AAAAAAACUGUGUGCAGUAUCUCACCCACAGAGAGAAGCUGUGGUUCAAGGCUUCUCCUCCUCAACAAGAAGUCAUCCUCCCUAUCUGGCUCUCCUUUUCUGUUUUAUUGCAUCUCCUCUCAGAUGAUCCAUCUGUCACCCACCUGCAGCUGAUCUUUUACCUACACUGCAGCCACAUCAUGAGCAUACGGAAACUGAGUUUCAAGUGGUUCGGUAGCCUCACCAACCUCUCUUUUCGCCGCUCUACUGAGAAAUCAGACUCCAAGUCUUCUCAGUCGAAUUCUGCAGCAGGAGUGGGAUUUGUACCUGAAGAUGGCACUGGUUGUGGUACAGUCACCACGGCGAACCUGGAUCCAGUUGUUGAGACAACGGUGGACGACAUGGGUGCCAUGCGUCCUCGCACCGCCAGCUAUGUCCGCUCCAGUGACAGCUAUACACACAUGGGUACGCUGCCACGGCUACUGAUGAAGAGGAGAGUCAAGAAUAAUAAAGGUAAAGCAGCAGAAGGAGGUUCCAGCAGCAACAAGAAGAGUAAAGACAAGAACAGCAUCAGCAGAAGUCAAAGCCAGCGACCUGCAAAGGAUCACAACUGCUGGCCCCCGAGGCUCACAGACACCUCAUCCAAAGUGGCUGGGGACGAAGCUGGAAUUAAAGCUGACACUGGGCUUGGCAAAGACUGUCUCACUGAUCCCAAGACCCACCCUGAACCUACAGAUGAAACAAACACCCAAAGCACCAUCUCUGGACCCAUAGCUGCCUGCAAAGAUGUGUCGCCAUCAAGUGGCUCAAGUGCUGCAAUCCAACUUGAGACAUGUGACAAGCAAGGCAUCACCCAGGCAGGUGCAGACUUGAACACAGAAGAGACUUCAUCACCUCCACUCAGCCAGGGCAGUGAUCAGACCCGGACUUGUGAGGAUGAUGGGUUAGAGCCCGGGCCUGUAUCUGAACCAAAGGAGAAGGCAGAGAGCAGAGAGCUGAGAGACAGAGCAGACAAAGGAAACCAAAACUCUGACAGCAUUUACAGCCACAUGGAGCCAGUACAGAGCCAGGCGGAAUAUGUCCAGUUCUCCAAGGAGAAGUACCUGCUGGAGUCUCCUCCUGAGAAACUUCGUAAGGAGCUGGAGGAGGAGCUGAAACUGAGCGCUGCUGACAUCAGGAGCCAUGGCUGGUACCAUGGACACAUACCCAGAGAGGUGUCAGAGACUCUGGUUCUACGCAAUGGAGAUUUCCUCGUGCGCGACUCUCUGACCAGUGUGGGUGACUACGUACUGACCUGUCGAUGGGAUAAUGAGGUGCUGCACUUCAAGAUCAGCAAAGUUCUGGUCAAGUCCAAUGAGACCAAGGUGCAGUUUGUAUUGGAGUCUGACAGUUUCGACUCGGUCCAGGAGCUUGUGCGGUUUUACGUGGGCCAGCGCAAACCGGUCUCCCAGUCCAGUGGUGUCCACAUCUACUGUCCAGUCAGCAGGACUCUCCCUUUGCGCUACCUGGAGGCCACCUUCGCUCUGGCCAACAGCAAGCAAGGCUCCGCCUAUUCGCCGUCCAGUCAGAGGGGAGCGUACAUCAAGAGAAGGAGCGUCACCAUGACUGAUGGGCUGACGACUGAGAAGAUGAUACCUCACAGUGACUCAGACAGCCCCAGUCCAGUUAAGACGCCAGUGGUACCACCAGAACCAGAGUCGGAACCUGUGCCCAACUGCAGCCCAUCGACAAUCCACCACCAUAAAGACGCAAUGCGGAACUGUGCGAUGAGCAUGGACCAGAUUCAGGAGUAUCGCUGCCCCUUGUCACCUGUUGGGGAAACCCCAUUGUCUCCUGCAUAUAGUGCUAUCACCAGGCAGAGAGCCCACUCAGGCGGGCGGGUCCUGGCUGUCGUCCCACCCUCCCCCGUGAUGCGUCGUUCCAGCGACCCUCAGCUAAGCCCCUCAGCCAGUAACAACCCUCCAGAGCAUCCCGCGCAUACCUCUCACUCGGCACACUCCUCACCCGCCCAUCAUCCCAGCUACCAAUCACAUUCCUCAGAAACAGCAGGGAGCUACUGUGACCUCAGACCUUGCCUCGCCGGGCCCCCUAAACCCCCGACUAAGAGCUAUGUGGAACGAUUGCGAGUGGAAGAAGGGAGGCAGGACGGAGCGAGGGAGGAAGGAGAGGGGAUGUUCAGCGCCCCACAGGUGGAGACAGCGUCCUCAUUCAGGCCAUCCAGGUACGAGUCUUGCCUUAUGCCAGCUGAGAAUAAGCCUCUGGAGAUGUUUGUGCUGAAGAGAGUCAAAGAGCUGCUGGCAGAGGUGGAUGCAAGAACUGCAGCUAAACACAUCACCAUGGCAGACUGCAAGGCGGCUAGAAUAUUAGGCGUAACCUCAGACAUGCAAAGGAUGAUGGGAGUGUCCUCAGGGUUGGAGUUACUGACACUACCACAUGGACACCAGCUAAGACUUGACCUACUGGAGAGGUUCUACACCAUGUCGAUCAUGAUGGCAGUGGACCUGCUAGGCUGCACAGGAAGCACAGAGGAGAGGGCGGCCCUACUCCACAAGACCAUCCAAUUGGCAGCAGAGUUGAAAAGCAACCUGGGCAACAUGUUUGGCUUUGCUGCCGUGAUGAGAGCCCUGGAGCUGCCACAAAUUUCCCGCCUGGAGCAGACGUGGGUGACAUUACGCCAGAGACACACAGAAGGCGCUAUUCUAUAUGAGAAGAAACUCAAACCUUUCAUGAAGAAUAUGAACGAUGGCAAAGAGUCUAGUGUCCUGUCCAACACCUCCCUCCCCCACAUCAUUCCCGUCCUGUCCUUAUUGGAGCGGGGCAUGGCUGUCGGGGAGGCGCUGGAGCCCUGGGAGAGUGCAGAGGUGGGAGUAGACGUGGUCAUGUACCACCUAGAGGCAGCUCGUACCAUCGCACAACACGGGGGGAUCUAUAGAACCAACGCUGAGACCAAACUGCAGGGAUUCCAGGAGCGAGCAGAAAUACACGAGAUCUUCCAGACUGAGUUUCAGAUGCGUCUCUUGUGGGGCAGCCGUGGCUCUGAAGGCAGCCAAUCAGAGCGUUACGAGAAGUUCGACAAGGUCCUCACUGCCCUAUCACACAAGCUAGAGCCUCCAGUGCGCCACAGCGAGCUAUAGCACCUGCCCCAGUACCUGCCAUCGCCAAACAACUGGUCUUGUUUUGCAUCGCAAAGGAUGAUGUGGAAGAGUCUGGCGUGAACACUGGGAGGGGUGAGAGUGACUGAAGAGGCAGCUAGCAGAGCAGGUGCAGUUAGCAAUAGGAAUAGAAAAGAGAGUCUCACUUAUAACACGUGUUGCACUCACUGUGGACUUCUCCUUUUGUUCCUCCCUUUGGACUUCAUUCCAAUUUAAAUGGCAUCAGAGAGGAGUCAAGCGAAGUGGAAAAGAAGAUGGGAGAGAUGGGUGACCAGCUCCUCUGCUUGGUACAAACAGUAACAUGUGUAUGGUGUGUCCCGAGGGCCAAACAGAGCUGCAGAGUUUGGCUUUGCUCCAAUAAAACACAGACACUCUCUUGUUUCAAACAACUGCUGUCACACACUGUAGCAGAAAUAAUAAAAGAAACAAUAACUUGCAUAGCUCAUAUAUAGAUGUUUUGUCUGUGUGAGUGAGUGCGUGUGUUAGUCUUUAUGUAUGUUUACAUUUCUUCAUUUUUGUAUGUCAUUAAUGUUUCAUGUAGUUUUUUUGUCUUAUUGAUUUGUUAAGGAUAUCUAAACAUCAUGGACGCUGCUUCACCAAACUCACGAGAAUCUGUCAGUGCUCAUUCUGAGGGAACCAUGUUCAUAUAACCUCAUUAAAUAUGUAUCAAGCAGUCCCAUUGAAUCCUAUUAAAAAUGUAUCAGGCAUGCAUUAAUAAAUGUAUCAGAAAUGAAACAUUUGCAGAAGUAAUGCAGCAACUUCAAUAUGGGGGCUUUGCGAGUUGUUAAAAACAUUUAAAGGACAAAGCAACCUCCCUUUGUUGUAGCUGUCUGACUAAUACAUUUGAUAUUGUGUGUCUUGCGCACAAAUUUCGCUAAAAACAGCACUAUGGGACAGGAAAAAUGGGAUGCGUCCUCUAUAAAAUUAAUUAAAGCAAUGUUUCACUUAGUAUAUAAACAUUUAUGAUGAUGCUUUGGUAUGACUCUAGUUGCAGUUUGUGAAUUUGCAGAAAUAAUUAAAAUGUUUGAUGCAUGCAGCUAUAAAUGUUAUACCAAGUAAAAUGUUGCUUUAAACUACUAAUUUAAAUAUAACAAUGUGUGAAGCUUCAGAAAUAUACAGAUGAUACAGUGAAGAUAUUUCAUAUCUGUGGAUAAUCUUGAAUGAUACUGAACAGACAGAGAAAUCUGUCAUCUUUCAUCUUUUUUUCACUUUGAAAACCAAUGAAUGAUAAAAGAAGUUCCCAAACCGAAUCAAAAAAGGACAUCCCUGCUACAGAGAAUGUCUUUUGGUUGUAUGUCUUGAAUUUGUGUUUCGGCAAUAGAGCUUAGAUGAUCCUAAUCUUUUUAUUGCUAUGGGAUUACAUUUUGGUUUAAUGUUCAGUGUUAAAUCAUUGCUGUAUUUACAGCACGUGGGCCUGAGAGGGCUGGAGCCAACUCUCAGAGCUAUGCAAUCAUUUCAACCAAGGGCUGAGACCCCCUGAGGAACAGACACCCAUUCAGAAUGUUUUAGAAAAUCUUUUUUCACGUUUUGCCCCCUACAUCACCUUUUUAAAAUGUCUAUCCCUUGUUCUAUCCAAACCGAUUAUCUAUAUAUGAAUGAAAGUCAUAUCAGAUAUUAAUCAAACAGAAAUAAUCCUUCUACCCUAGAGUCGCAUAUCAGAGAUCCUUAAAUGGAUGCUUUAUUGUCCUGCUUUCUAGUCUGAACCAUAUUUGGGGUCAGCUGCACAGAUCAGUUUGUGAGGUGAGGAGCCAUGUGUCAGUUCCCACUGAGGUCCAACAGGGGGCGAUCUUUAGUCAGCAAAAAAAACACUGAAUCAUUAAUUGUAAUACAGUGUAACAGGAAGACACACACACACACACACACACACACACUGAAAAAAACACAUUGAUUGUGUGUGUUUUGAGACCAAUGUUUGAUAUUAAUGUUAUCAGAUAUCAAACCUACUGGUUUAGGUUUGAUAUCUGGUAACACUGAUGAUGAAAAAGUGAUGAUGAUGAUGAUAAUAUGUAUGUUUUAAUUUGUCCUCUGUUGAAUGCUGUACAGGAAUGCUCUGACAGUGUGUGGAUUCUCCUGUUUUUUUUAUAACAGGACUGUAUGAGAUGAACUUGAAAAGCAAAAAGACAAGAAAUGUUUUAGGACUGAUCUCAUGUUUUUUACGUACUGUACAUAGCGAUUCACUUUUUUUCAAAUAAAAUGAUUGCUUGUGUCAAAGAGUUUGAUUUUGUUCAGGAAAUAAAGCAUAUGAUGUAACAUGUA
This is a messenger RNA of Siniperca chuatsi (mandarin fish), 5387 nucleotides long. RefSeq names its product SH2 domain containing 3Ca (gene sh2d3ca). Gene Ontology annotation, biological process: small GTPase-mediated signal transduction; positive regulation of peptidyl-serine phosphorylation. The coding region runs from base 180 to 3113 and encodes 977 amino acids. NCBI's taxonomy places the organism in Eukaryota, Metazoa, Chordata, Actinopteri, Centrarchiformes, Sinipercidae. The record is from RefSeq and is a predicted model, not a curated record. Gene Ontology annotation, molecular function: guanyl-nucleotide exchange factor activity; phosphotyrosine residue binding. The transcript is spliced from 16 exons.